This is a messenger RNA of Musa acuminata subsp. malaccensis (wild Malaysian banana), 3387 nucleotides long. RefSeq names its product sister chromatid cohesion protein PDS5 homolog C. Gene Ontology annotation, cellular component: nucleus; chromatin. NCBI's taxonomy places the organism in Eukaryota, Viridiplantae, Streptophyta, Magnoliopsida, Zingiberales, Musaceae. The record is from RefSeq and is a predicted model, not a curated record. Gene Ontology annotation, biological process: mitotic sister chromatid cohesion; DNA repair.
CUCUCUCGCACAUCUCUCCUCGAGCGUUCCAUUUCGCUCUCUCCGCUCGCCUCACGAGACGCAUCCCCUGACUCAUCACUCGUUCUCCCGAUUCCUCCCGCACGCAGGGCGAUCGAACCGAGGCGAAACAGAUCAUCCCGGACAAGAGAACGAAGGGUUUUGUGACCUAGGGUUUGGAGGGCCUGAGCGCUACGGUAGAUCGAGGAGCUUUGUGUCUGGAGCUUGGAGCAAUGGCGAGUAAGGAGAAGGACCUUGAGGAUCGGCUCCGGGAGGUCGGGAGCCGGCUCGCUUCGCCUCCCUCUGCCGUCGAUGAACUCCUGCCGCUUCUCGACCAAACUGAGAGUUUGUUAUCGAGAGUGGACCAAUCUCCAACACAAUCAAUGUCAAAUGCGCUUAGGCCCUCAAUGAAAGCACUGGUGGUUAAGGAGCUCCUGGGACAUUCAGAUAUUGAUGUCAAAGUGGCUGUUGCUUCUUGCGUCAGUGAAAUCACAAGAAUAACAGCUCCAGAGGCUCCAUAUGAAGAUGAUCUAAUGAAGGAGGUGUUUCAGAGGAUUGUUCAAGCCUUUGAAAAUUUGGAUGAUGUGUCAAGCCGUUCAUUUCCAAAGAGAGUUUCUGUUCUCGAAACUGUUGCAAAAGUUCGGUCGUGUGUUGUGAUGUUGGAUCUUGAAUGUGAUUCUUUAAUUACAGAAAUGUUCCGUCAUUUCCUAAAGACAAUAAGGCCAAAUCAUUCGGAAAAGAUAUUUUCUUCAAUGGAAACCAUUAUGACACUUGUAUUAGAGGAGAGUGAAGAUAUAUCGCCUGAAUUAAUUUUAUGCCUUCUGGAUAGUGUAAAGAGUUAUAACAAAGAUAUGUUGCCAGUUGCACGCAGACUAGGGGAGAAAGUUAUCAGUAAGUGUGCUGGGAAAUUAAAACCUUAUCUUGUGGAAUUAUCUGAAUCCACCGGCAUGCCUUUAAACACAUAUGGCGAAGUUGUAGCCUCUAUAUGCCAAGAAUGUUUGGAUAGCGUUGAGCAAAAUGACGUAGAUGACAGCAAACAGUCUGAAAGAACUGUGUCUGAUGAAUUGGUUCAGGGCUCUGAUAAAAUGGAACAGGAAGUUAAUUGCCCUGAAGAAGUAACUUCUACUGAGAAAUCACCAAAAUCAGUGAUGAGCAAUGGUACUGUCCGGAUGGGUAAUGGCGGAUCAACAACAGAACCUUCUUCUCCAAAGCAGGAGCCUGAACCUUCUUGUCCUGGUGAUCAAUCCAAAAGGGCGAAUGCAUCCAACAGGGAUAUGUCGGUUAACUUGGAGCCUGUGGCUGGAAAGCCAGAUGCCAUCUCAGAUGUUAAACCCAAGAAAACUAGGGGCAAGCAAACUACCUUGUCUGAUUUGAGAAAUAGCGGUGAUCAUUGUUCUGACUCGAUUGGAAAAGAAGUACCUGGUAAACAUGACUUGGUGUCUCUAUCUGGAGCAGAUAGUGGAGCUGUUAAAGAUGCAUUGCCAGCCGAAGCAGAGAUCCCUGUUGCAACUCGGCGUAAACGAGGCAGACCUAGUACAAAACUAGCUGCAACAAGGCAUGAUGACAGUGCAGUAGCUGCACCAUCUGCUUCCCCUUUGCAACAGAAGGUAUCUGAGAUGGGGGAAAAAGCUAUAUCUUCCAAAGAUUCUAACUUACAGAAGGAAUCUGAUGGUAUCACUGGUCCUGAAGACAUUGAAGAAUCACCAAUUGGUACAGGAGACUCAGAGGAAAAAUCCCGAAGGCAGCAAAAUAGAAAAAGUUCAACAAGUAAGACUGAACGUGGAGAUUCAUCUCAAAAAUCGGGAACAUUAAAAAAUAAACAGCAGGACAACCUCAAAGCCAAAAAAGAUAAAGCUGGAGAACCAAUUUUGAAGGAAACAGUUUCAUCCUUAAGGUCUGCUGCAAAAUCACCUAAAGAUCAAGGCAUCUUGGAGGAGAGUGCUAAAACUAAAUCUGGGAGGAAGCGUGAACAUGGUGGCAGAGAGAUUUCUGAAACACCAACUGUCAACAAAGAGCUAGACGGUGGUCUUGUUGGCUCCAGAAUCAGGGUAUGGUGGCCAAUGGAUAAGAAAUUUUAUAAUGGUGUUGUUGAUUCUUAUGAUCAUGCUUCCAAAAAGCACAAGAUUGUCUAUACUGAUGGAGAUGUAGAGAUAUUAUUGAUGAAGAAAGAACGCUGGGAGUUUCUUAAGGAUGAUAACAAAAAUGAUAUGGAGCAAGCAAAAGAUUCUAGUAAUUCUGAUGCUGCUUCAGAAGAGUCAAAAAGCAAAAGAAUGAAAACAAGUUCAAGUUCCAACCCCAAGGAAACAAAUACAGAGACACCUACAAAAAGUGGCAAACCAUCCGGCAGUCGCCGUAAAGGUAGACCACGGAAAGCUGGUGUUUUGAACCUUGAUGAUGGUCCCAGCUCAUCAAGUAAGGCAAACGAGAAGGCAACAAGCAGAUCCAAAGAUGAGGGUUCUAAAUCUGAUGUAAAGCUUAAGGAUGACUCCAAGUCCACAGUUGAUAAGGCUGAUAAGUCUACCUCUAAAACUGGAAGUCAGAAAAAGGAUAAUGUUCACAAGUUCAUCAGAAAUUCCAUUGGUGGCACUCCUAAAUCAGCCAGCAAGUUAAUGGAUGAUACUGUUAGUGCUGUCAGCAAGGUAAGAAAGGAUACUUCAAAAAGUAAAUCUAGUGAAGACAGCCCAAAGACAGGCCAGAAAUUGAGGGGCACCACCUCUCCAACAACUGGUAGUGAAUCAGAAGCGAAUAUUGAUUUUGAGAAGGGGAAAGCUAAGGUUCGAGAGUCUGAGACACUGGCAGAGUUGCCGUCAUGUGCAACACCCAAGGCACCAGAGAGUGAAGCUUCGGCUGGGAAGAAGCGCAAGAGAAGGGGCCAAACUUGAGUUUGCAAAUAUUUAAUAGUUUAUAUGCAUAGUCAUCAUUUGGUUGCCACUGUCAUGCCGGUGGAUCUGUCACAGGUUCAUUGUAUUUUACCAAUUGCUUGCCAAGAACCCACGUGGCUGUUGAUGAGAAGUUGCAAAGUGGGUGUAGGAACUCGUAUAUGUAGAUCUUGUCUUUUGGCCAUACUCCAAUUCCCAUGGUAAGGGUGAAAAGUGCAAGCUUUUGGAAGCUUCAACAGAUUGUAAGGUAGCUUACAGUUGGUCUAUUUAUAUAGUUCUCUUGGCAAAAUUACCUUCUGAAAAUUCUGACCAGGCCACUGUAAAACCAGUUCGGAAGUUCUUCAUUACGGCCAAUUUGUGGAGUCUCUCGCGCUUUACGUGGUACAUCUACCAAGUCAUUAGAUAGUGUGAAGUGUAGCUCAGGUGAAACUUCAUAUUUUGGCCAUCUGUUUCAUUUUGUAGCACAAAAGUAUGGAGUAUGUUUGCAUCCAUAAGAUGGGAAUUUCUGCUA